Molecule: messenger RNA, 1062 nt
Organism: Pseudophryne corroboree (corroboree frog)
Lineage: Eukaryota; Metazoa; Chordata; Amphibia; Anura; Myobatrachidae
Exons: 3
Coding region: 88-1062 (324 amino acids)
Source: RefSeq, a predicted model, not a curated record
CCAGUCUCUCCUUCUCCGGGGUCCUGACUGAUCCUGUCACUCACAAGCUCCGCCCCCUCAGACUACACGAGGAGCUGCUGCUGCUGCAUGAAGCCUGGUAAUUGGCGAGCACAACGGCAAGCUGCUGCUGCUGCUGGGAGCCCACACCAGUCCCCUUCUCAGGCCCCCUCCCCUUCUGUCUCCCCAUCCCCCUCUUCUUCCCAGGCCCAUUCUCGGGCCCCCUCCCCCUCUCCAGCCCACUCCCCCUCUCCGGCCACCUCCCCCUCUCCGGCCCACUCCCCCUCUCCAGCCCACACCCCCUCUCCAGCCCACACCCCCUCUCCGGCCCACACCCCCUCUCCGGACCACUCCCCCUCUCCAACCACCUCUACCUCUCCGGCCCACUCCUUCUCUCCAGCCACCUCCCCCUCUCAGGCCCACACCCCCUCUCCGGCCACCUCACCCUCUCCGGCCACCUCACCCUCUCCGGCCCAAUCCCACUCUCUUUCCCAAUCCCCCUCUCCGGCCCAAUCCCACUCUCUUUCCCAAUCCCCCUCUCCGGCCCAAUCCCACUCUCUUUCCCAAUCCCCCUCUCCCGACCAAUCACCCUCUCCGGCCCAGUACACCUCUCUUUCACAAUUCCCCUCUCUGCCCCCCUCCCCCUCUGUGUCCCAAAAAUCCUCUCCACCACCCUCACCGUAUCAUUCUCAAACCCCCUCUGUAAGGUCCUCCCCCUUCCAUCCUCUCACAGAAAUAGACCCUCCUUCCCCAUCCUGCCUCCUUCCCCCAUCCAGCCCACAUCCCCCAUCCAGCCAACAACACCCAUCCAGUCUACAUCCCCCAGCCAGCCACCUUCGCCGCCAUCCGAAUGGGCAGCAGAGGGGGCCUCUUGAGGGAGGUGGGCAAGUGGCAGAGGAGAAUGUUGCGGUUGGAGAUCCCACAAGUUUGGGAGGAAUUCUGGCCAGCAUGCGCCAGCAACUUCAAAAUUUAAUGGCAACAGUGGAUUUGCUGCAAAAAUUUGUUGAAAAAAAAAAUACAUUAUUUCUAAAAAUUUGUUUUUUCAAAACAAUAAUGUACAAAUAA